Aspergillus udagawae is the source of this 396-nucleotide messenger RNA. RefSeq lists its product as uncharacterized. Lineage: Eukaryota; Fungi; Ascomycota; Eurotiomycetes; Eurotiales; Aspergillaceae. The coding region runs from base 1 to 396 and encodes 131 amino acids. The transcript has 4 exons. The record is from RefSeq and is a predicted model, not a curated record.
AUGGCUACUACUACCUCCUCCGUCAACAUCAACUUCUACGGCGAGCUCCGUCAGCUGUGGGUUGAGAUAAACUCUCACUGCGAGAGACUCCAUCUCCUCGAUUCCACAACCCGCGUCUUAUCCGCCUGUAUCGAAUGCAAGAUUACACCUUACGGGAUGGUUCCGCUUGAUAUUGACGGGCUCGAGAAUGCCGACGAGUACGUUAUGCAGUUGGUACUCGCUCACCCGGAGAAGAUCUGCGGCCCAGAGUUCCCCGUCGGCCCGAUCAUCUCGUUCGUUGACUCGGUGCGCAUGAUGUGUGAGCCUGUGAGUGGAUCCGCGCAGGUGCAUAUUACCGCUAUUGCGGUUCCGUAUGCGACGCAGCAGCCUGAUGUUGCAGCUCCUGGCGGAUACUAG